This is a messenger RNA of Lepus europaeus (European hare), 1559 nucleotides long. It is a transcript of the gene SLC67A1, whose product is annotated as solute carrier family 22 member 18. Lineage: Eukaryota; Metazoa; Chordata; Mammalia; Lagomorpha; Leporidae. The record is from RefSeq and is a predicted model, not a curated record. Bases 284 to 1516 code for a protein of 410 amino acids. Gene Ontology annotation, biological process: transmembrane transport. Gene Ontology annotation, molecular function: transmembrane transporter activity. The transcript has 11 exons.
UGUCCCGGAGGGCGGGCGCCCAGUCCGUCACCCCGGGAGGUCCCAGCGCGGGGCGGGGGCCCGCGCCUGCCUGGCCCCCGCCCCGCCCCGGCCGGCCCCGGCUUCCCAGGCUGCCCUCGGGCCGCGGUACGUGCAGGUGCGGAUUCGGAGUCCGGUUCCCACUGGUCCAGGGGAGCGGAGCUCCCCCAGAUCAACAGGACUUUGGCCCCCCGCCUGCUCCCAAGCCCCGGCAGCCUCCUGCGUGGAUCUCUCCGGGUCUCCUGCACCCCCAGCCUCCGCCGGGAUGCUCAGGAGUCAGGGCGCGCUGGGCCGGCCCUGGGUCGUGCUGCUCACCUACGUGCUGACCUCGCUGGAGUUCACCUGCCUCUUCAUGCAGUUCUCCAUCAUGCCUUAUCUGUCCCGGAAACUGGGCCUGGACCCUGUCGCCUUCGGCUACCUGCAAACGACCUUCGGGGUGCUUCAGCUGCUGGGCGGGCCUGUGUUCGGCAGGUUCGCGGACCAGCGCGGGGCGCGCGCCGCCUUCUCGCUCUCCUUCCUGGCGGCCUGCGCGCUCUACGCGCUGCUGGCGGCCUCCUGCAGCCCGGCGCUGCCCGGCGUGGCCCUGCUCUUCGCCUCGCGCCUGCCCGCGGCGCUCAUGCACACCAUUACAGCCGCCCAGAUGGUCAUCGCCGACCUGUCCACGCCAGAGGAGCGGCCCGAGGCCCUGGGCCGGCUCGGCCUCUGCUUCGGCAUCGGCGUCAUCGUCGGCUCGCUGCUCGGCGGGACGCUGAGCGAGUCCUACGGGAUUCAGUGCCCGGCCAUUGUGUCCCUCGUGGCCAACCUGCUAGGAGCCAUCCUCAGCUUCACCUGCAUCCCAGCCAGCACCAAAGGGGCCGGCGCCAGUGCCCAGGCCUCCCGCCCAGACGGCCCCACGGCCAGCGUGUUUGACCUGAAGGCCAUCUCCCGGCUGCUGCUGCUGCCCGGCGUCCUGCGGGUGUUCCUGGUCAAGGUGGUCUCCGGGCUGCCCUCAGGCAUCUUCAUGGUCAUGUUCUCCAUCAUCUCCAUGGACUUCUUCCGGCUGGAGGCCGCCCAGGCUGGCUACCUCAUGUCCUUCUUCGGGGUCCUGCAGAUGCUGGUCCAGGGCCUGGUCAUCGGGCGGCUGAGUCGCCAGUUCUCGGAGGAGGCACUGCUCCGGGCCAGCGUGCUGGUCUUCGUGCUGGUGGGCCUGGCCAUGGCGCUGAUGUCCAACGUCUUCCACUUCUGCCUGCUGACUCCCGGCCUGGUCUUCAGCCUGUGCACCCUCAACGUGGUCACGGACAGCAUGCUGACCAAGGCCGUGCCCCCCUCCGACACAGGGACCAUGCUGGGCCUCUGUGCCUCGGUGCCGCCGCUGACCCGCACCCUGGGGCCCAUGCUGGGCGGCCUCCUGUACCGAAGCUUUGGCGUCUCUGUCUUCGGCCACGUGCAGGUCGCCGUCAACAUCCUGGUUCUGCUAGCGCUCUGGGGGGCGCCUGCACACAAGGACAAGGUGCAGUGACCGCUGUCCCUGGGCACGGCCGUCAAUAAAUUCAUGGACCCCA